AUGAGGACGCCGUCGUCAGGAGGGAGCAGCUUCCAGAGGUCGCCGAGCGACCGGAUGUUCAUGGAUUUCCUCGCCAUGGACCACCACGGUUCCGAUGACAGCAGCAGGAGUCUCGGGGCGGCAAUGCCGCCGGAAUUCCUCCGGGGCGACCUCGUGGAGGUGAUGUUGGAGCUCGACGCGGAGUCGGCCUUCGUGCGAAGCGUCACACCCGCCUCCGUCGCCCUCCUCUCUGCCGCCGGCGAGGGGACGUCGGGGAAUCUCAGCCAGUGCUCGUCGACGGAGUCGAAGAUCCGCCGCAAGUUCCCCUGGCUGCGCUCACCCUCCCCGCGGAGGUCGAGGAGCUCGUCGCCGUGGUUGCGAGACCUGCAGGACCCGGCGGUGAUCGCCGCCCGUGACGCGAGGAGGAACCAGGCGCGGCUGGACAGGACGAGGUCGGGGGCGCAGCAGGCGCUCAAGGGCCUGCGCUUCAUCCGAAGCCAGACCGCCACCACCGGCGGCGCAGGGGACGCCGACGCCCUCUGGCGCGCGGUGGAGGAGCGUUUCCACGCCCUCUCCAAGGACGGCCUCCUCUCCCGCGACGACUUCGGAGAAUGUAUAGGUACUCUCCUCUUCUUCUUCUUCUUCUUCUUCUUCUUCUUCUUCUUCUUCUGAAGGUGGGGGAAUGUGAGCAGGGAUGGUGGAUUCGGAGGAGUUCGCCAAGGGGAUCUUCGACGCGCUGGCGCGGCGGCGGCGGCAGAACCUGGAACGGAUCACCAAGGAAGAGCUCCGGGACUUCUGGCUGCAGAUCUCCGACCAGAGCUUCGACGCCCGCCUGCAGAUCUUCUUCGACAUGUAUGCGUGAGAUCGGAGCCUCCAUUUUUCUCCAGCUAAUUUCUCCGAUUAUAAUAAGCCGAUGUUAUUAAUGGCCUAGGGUGGACACCAACGUGGACGGGAGGAUCACGAGGGAGGAGGUGCAAGAGGUCCGCUUCUCUCCUUCCUCCUCCAUUCUUCUUCUUCUUCUUCUCCUCCUCCUUCCUUGAUGGGAACUGUUUUCUGGUAAAAGUUGAUCAUACUCAGCGCGUCGGCCAACAAGCUGUCGAAGCUCAAGGAGCAGGCGGAGGAGUACGCCGCCCUCAUCAUGGAGGAGCUCGACCCUGAGGACCUCGGCUACAUCGAGGUUCUGACCAUUCCACCCUCCACUUUAGCGUCUCCCCCUUCCCCACUCUCCUCCCUGUUCCUGCUCCGACCUCUCUCUCUGGUUUUGGCCAAUCCCAGUUGUGGCAGCUGGAGGCGCUGCUGCUGCAGAGGGACUACUACAUGAACUACAGCCGCCCGCUGAGCGCCGCCAGCAUGGGGUGGAGCCAGAGCCUCCACGGCGGCGCCGCCAGCAUGGGGUGGUGGCACGUGCGCCCCAUCGCGCUGGUCCGGUGGCUGGGCCAUCGGAUCCGCUGGUCGACCCAAGAACACUGGCAGCGGGCGUGGGUUCUCCUCCUCUGGUUCGCCACCAUGGCGAGCCUCUUCAGCUGGAAGUUCGUCCAGUACCGCCGCCGCCCCGAGUUCCAUGUCAUGGGCUACUGCCUCCCCUCCGCCAAGGGCGCCGCCGAGACCCUCAAGCUCAACAUGGCCCUCGUCCUCCUGCCCGUCUGCCGCAACACCCUCACCUGGCUCCGCUCCACCCGCGCCCGCCUCUUCGUCCCCUUCGACGACAACAUCAACUUCCAUAAGGUACGUGGAGUUCGUCGGCCGCUGUUACUCCUCCUUCUCGACGGCGCCGCGGGGGACACCCUGUGGCUGACUCCGGCGGGAUGAUGUGCAGAUGAUCGCGGGGGCCAUCGUCGGGGGCAUCUUGCUGCACGCCGGGAACCAUCUAGCGUGCGACUUCCCGAGGGUGAUCAACGCGACGCCGGUGCAGUUCGGACAAGUCCUGGUAGCAGACUUCGGGGAGAAGAAACCGACGUACGGGAGCUUCGUCGGCAGUGUGGAGGGGGUGACGGGGAUACUGAUGGUCAUCCUCAUGGCGCUGUCCUUCACCCUCGCCACCAGCUGGUUCCGGAAGAGCGCCCUGCGGCUGCCGGCACCCCUCAACAGGUUGACCGGCUUCAACGCCUUCUGGUACUCCCACCACCUGCUCGCCGUCGUCUACCUCCUGCUCGUCGUCCACGGCUUCUUCAUGCACCUCGUUCACCACUGGUACCAGAAGACGGUGAGCCUGUCCAUCUCCCUACCGCCACUGCCGCCAACACCCCACCACCUCCACCACCGUCUCUGGACCCGCCCUGCUUCCCACGCCACCCCUCCUCCGGCCCGUCGAAUCGGAGGCCGAGGCACAUGGCGAUGCCGCAGUUCGAAUCGACUGCGCCAUUAAUGGAGGAAAACGAUGCCCAAAAUCGCAAUCAGUGUGCUGUGCCAUUCUAACACUGGCAGGUGAGACUUUCCGAGCCCGCGUUCUUACCUCGCUGCUGGUUUUCUUGCUCUAUGCCUCAGACGUGGAUGUACAUUACCGUGCCUCUGCUGCUCUACCUGGGUGAACGCUCCCUGCGGACCCUGCGCUCCGAGGCCUCCACCGUCAAGAUCCUCAAGGUACCGUAACCCCUCCACCGCCAUUAAUGGCCGCCCCUCGCCCGAGUAAUCAGUGGCUUCCCCCCUUCCUCUUCCUGCAGGUCUCUGUUCUGCCAGGGAAUGUCCUGACGGUGGUGAUGUCCAAGCCCCUCGGCUUCCGGUACAAGAGCGGGCAGUACAUCUUCCUCAAGUGCCCGGCCAUCUCCCCCUUCGAAUGGUAGGUAACUCUCACCGGCGGGCCGGCCGGCCAACUCGGCGGCACCGCCACCUUAUUCGCUCACUCUCGGAGCUCCCCUCCCGCAGGCACCCUUUCUCCAUCACGUCCGCCCCCGGCGACGGCCACCUCAGCGUCCACAUCCGGACGCUCGGCGACUGGACGCAGGAGCUCCGGCAGGUCUUCACCGAGGCCAACAGCGCCGCCGUGAUCGGCAGGGGGACCUUCAGCGAAGUGGGCACCGUGCCGCAGAAGAGGUGAGCUCCCCGCCCCUCAGACAUCGUCUCUGCUCCUCUUCUCUUCUCCUCCUGAGACGGCGGCGGCGGCGAUCGUCUUCUUCCUCAGAGUGCCGAGGUUGCUGGUGGACGGCCCCUACGGGGCCCCCGCGCAGAACUACAAGAACUACGACGUCCUCCUCCUGGUGGGGCUGGGAAUUGGGGCGACCCCUUUCAUCAGCAUCCUCCGGGACCUGCUCAACAACAUCAGGGCCACGGAGGAGCAACUGGUACAUCCCCCCGCCACCGGGAAGAAUUUACAGAGAGCGUUCGUCUCCAUGGAACACGGCGUCUGAUCGAUCUUCGCUGUGGCUCGUCGGGCAGGACUCGUCGUCUUACACCGACACUAGCCGUUCGGACGAUGGCGUGAACAGCAUCGGCUACACUUGGAGCGGCGGCAGCGGCGGCGGGAGCAAGAAGAGAGCUCAGAAGACGACCAGUGCACACUUCUACUGGGUCACGCGGGAGCCGGGAUCCUUCGAGUGGUUCAAGGGGGUCAUGAACGAAGUCGCGGAGAUGGAUCAAAAGGUCAACGCGUUACUCAUUCAACUCUCUCUCUCUCUCUCUCUAUCUCUCUAUCUCUCUAUCUCUCUAUCUCUCUAUCUCUCUUUCUCUAUAUAUAUAUAUUUAACAACUCUGCCAUCCCUGUCUGUCGUCGGAGAAACAGGGGGUGAUCGAAAUGCACAACUACCUGACGAGCGUCUACGAAGAGGGAGACGCGAGGUCAACCCUCCUCACCAUGGUGCAGGCGCUCAACCACGCCAAGCACGGCGUUGACAUCGUAUCAGGCACGCGGGUAAGCCAGACUCGAGCUCAAAAGACCGGCCAUCUCUCUCCCCUCCCCAACCUCAGCAAAACCCCAGCAGGCUUCUUCUGACCCACCUGGAUGCGGCCGCUCCCCCGCAGGUGAGGACCCACUUCGCCCGCCCCAACUGGAGCGACGUCUUCGCCAGAAUAGCCUCCAAGCACGCCGGCGCCACCGUCGGUAAGCCACCGAACUCCGCCCGGUCCCAUUUCUAGAAAGAGAAACACCGUCUGAUCCGCCGCCGGCGCUCGUCUCCCGCAGGCGUCUUCUACUGCGGCACGCCGGCGCUGGCCAAGGAACUCAAGAGCCUGUCCCACGAGCUCACCCACCGGACCUCCACCCGCUUCGACUUCCAUAAGGAGUACUUCUGA
Molecule: messenger RNA, 4203 nt
Organism: Spirodela intermedia
Lineage: Eukaryota; Viridiplantae; Streptophyta; Magnoliopsida; Alismatales; Araceae
Source: the annotation of a GenBank genome assembly